Exophiala viscosa is the source of this 1509-nucleotide messenger RNA. RefSeq names its product general substrate transporter. NCBI's taxonomy places the organism in Eukaryota, Fungi, Ascomycota, Eurotiomycetes, Chaetothyriales, Herpotrichiellaceae. Gene Ontology annotation, molecular function: carbohydrate:proton symporter activity. Gene Ontology annotation, biological process: transmembrane transport; carbohydrate transport. Gene Ontology annotation, cellular component: membrane. The record is from RefSeq and is a predicted model, not a curated record. Bases 1 to 1509 code for a protein of 502 amino acids. The transcript has 7 exons.
AUGAAUUACUACAACUUCCUCAUCGUCUAUCUGGUGACCUUUGGGUCCUUAACCUAUGGAUACAACAGCGCCAUCAUCGGCAGCGUGAUAGGAUUACCAUCCUUCUUCGAUUACUUUCAUAUCAAUGAAAAGACGAGUGCAGGUUCCCGGAUCACUGGAGCCACCAAUGGUCUCUUCGCUGGCGGCGGUCUGCUGGGCUGUUGGUUCAUAACAUGGCUCGCUGACAAGGUGGGCCGAAAGCGAUCCAUCCAAAUCACAGCCUCUAUCUGUAUAGUAGCUGCAGCUAUCCAGGCAGGGUCCGUUCAUAUUGCCAUGUUCUUGGUUGGUCGAUUCAUGAUGGGAUUCGGAGCCGGCAUGGUGAAUGUCAUCACACCACUAUACCAAUCCGAAAUCUCUCCUGCAAAAACAAGAGGGCGCAUGGUCGGAUCCCAUGGUUUCAUACUCUGCGUUGGCUACGGUCUCGCAGGCUGGACAGGCUACGGCUGCUAUUUCAUUGAUAAUCAAGUCGCUCAGUGGCGUUUGUGUCUUGCCCUUCAGGUCGUGCCUCCUCUCGGUCUGUUGAUCGGAUCUCCGUUUCUGCCCGAGUCUCCUCGACACCUGGUCGCACAUGACAACCAAGACAAGGCCUUCUCCAUUCUUAAGCGGCUCCACCACGUUCCAGGCGAUGACGAAGACGUUCUAGCCCGUGAAGAAUUGUAUCAAAUCCAGAAACAGUUGGAUCUCGAAAAGCGUGAGGGCUGGAGACAAGGUUGGGUCAAGGGAUGGAUCCUCCUCUUCCAAAGGAAGUCAUACAGAAAGCGUCUCCUCUUUGGCUUUCUCCUGCUCGGUUUGGUUCAGUCGACAGGUUGCUUGGUGAUCAACAAUUACCAAGUCCUGCUGUACAAUGGUCUCAAUUUAUAUGGUUCUAUGCCUUUGAUGCUAUACGCUCUAUGGGACACUUGGGCCGCCAUCAUGAACUUCAUCAAUGCUUUGUUGCUUGACAGAGUCGGGCGGAUUCCCGUAAUGGUCGUUGGUCAAAUUGGCUGUGCGAUUUCUGUCGCUGGAUUCACUGCUUGUCUUGCGAGAUAUGGUGGUACCGAUAACAAACUCGGAAACGGAUUUGGAGUAUUCUUCCUCUACCUGUUCGUGACAUUUUUCGGCGGCAGCAUGGACGCAAGUUCCUAUGUCUACUCGUCAGAGAUUUUCCCUACCUCCAUCCGUGCUCAGGGUGCCGGGUUUAGUGUCUCAGGACUCUUCUGCUUCAGCUUGAUCUACACAAUGAGCGCUCCAGUCGCAUUCAACAGCAUUGGAUGGAAGUACUAUUUGAUCUUCAUCAUUGUUCCGUUGUUCGGGGCUGCCUUCAUGUACACCUGCUAUCCGGAGACAAAAGGACUUGCUCUCGAAGAAAUCGCAGCCAAAUUCGGCGAUGAAGUGGCCGUGGAUCUCUCACAUUUGUCGCUUGAAGAGAGAGCCAGACUUGACAAGACUCUUUUCAGUGGUGACAUCAUGGAAUUGGAACAUAAGGCUUGA